UGUGCGAAGCGCUCAGAAAACUGCGCACGAAAGACGACGGAAACGGCAACUUCUGACUCGAGAACGCGCGUUUUCCAAAUUCGCAGAUUCGAGUGCCUGAGAUGCGACAACGGCUGCUGAUUUUUUCGAGUGCAUAAAUAUAUCCUACAUUGGUACGCCCGCUCAGUGAUAUCGGCUUAUCAAGGGCGGCGGCCAAAGCAGUAGGCAACAACCCCGACGCGAUAAGAUAAAAAGCGCAUAAUUAAAUGUUUCGCUGCAAAAUGAAUUAAAGGAGAGCUGUGAUAAAAAAUAAAUAAAAAAAGCAAGAAAGGUUGUUAAACACACGCAUAAAUAAUGCGAUCAAAAUCAGUGACAAAGAGCAACGCUUGACAAACACGAACCCAAAUUCCGAAUAAACUCCACCCGUGUCCACCAGCGAGGAGCCUCUCCGUCCGCGAUGCCCCCGGCUGGCAGUCCGAGGACCUGCGGACUUAGCUGCCUCCUCCUGAGCCUCAGCCUGCUCUUGGGCCUCCUCUUUCCGGGUCGCAUCCUGACGGCCGCCUGGUUCUACGAUGCCGAGCCCGUGGGCGGGGUGGCCAUCGGCUCCGACGAGCAUAGCUUCAAGACGCCGGAGACGAAGAACUCGCACAAGUCGCAGAGCACCGAGCUGGUCCAGCCCUUCCCCAGCCCGCCGAUGACGCCCGGUCACCAUGGCCACGUGGCCCGCCGGCAGCUGGUCUUUGUGGCACUGCUGCCCUCCGUGGAGUCGGACAACAAGAACGACUGCAUCAUGCCGAAGGUGCUGCCCGUGCUGGAGCUGGGCAUUAGGCAUGUCCAACGGAUGGGCUUUGUUGGCGGCACCCAGUUCGACAUCCAGCUGAUAUCGCGCGACACCUUCUGCUCCUCCAAGUACGGUCCCAUUGGUUUCUUCGAGAUCUACACCCAAUGGCCCGAGGUGAACGCCGUGUUCGGCCUGCCCUGCGAGUACGUGCUGGCCCCCAUCUCUCGUUAUGCUGACGUCUGGCAGGUACCGGUCCUCACCACCGGCGGCAAUGCCAAGGAGUUCAACAAGAAGUCUGAAAGCUACUCCACGCUCACCCGCCUCAAGGGAGCCCAGGUGAACAAUUUGGGCAAUGUGGUGCGGGCGAUCCUCAACAGCUUCAACUGGACGCGCACCGCCCUCAUCUAUCAGAACGAGAACGCCAAGGUCAAGGGCAACUCGGUGUGUUUCCUUUGCCUGGCCGCCAUUCAUGACACCAUCGAGGAGCACUCGGUCUAUCAGCUGGGAUUCGAUACUUCCACCUGGACCAAGGCGGACAUAACGCGGAUGCUGAAAAACGUGGCCAUGCAAACGAGAAUUGUCAUAAUGUGCGCCGAUCCGCAGUCGAUACGUCAAAUUAUGCUGACAGCCGAGGAGCUAAAUAUGAUCGAUAGCGGCGAAUAUGUUUUCAUCAAUAUCGAGUUAUUUUCGCGGGUUCCCUAUCUGACAUCGCAGCCCUGGUAUGAGAAGAACGACACGGAUUUGAAUAAUGAGCGGGCCCAAAAGGCCUACACCGCCAUGCUGACCGUAACCCCAAAGCAGCCGAAUGACAACGAGUACACCCGGGUCUCCAAUGAGAUCAAAGCCAUUGCCGCCGAGAAAUACAAUUACACAUUCAGCGACAACGAGCCGAUUUCUGCUUUCGUCACCUCCUUCUUCGACGGGGUCCUGCUCUAUGCCAAUGCCCUGAAUGAGAGCAUUCGGGAGGAUCCCACAAUGCUGACACGCCCCAUUAACGGCACAGACAUGGUGCGACGCAUGUGGAACCGCAGCUUUACCGGCAUCACGGGCAAUGUGACCAUUGAUGCCAAUGGCGACCGGCUGUCCGCCUACUCGCUGUUGGAUAUGAAUCCCACCACCGGGCGCUUCGAGAUCGUGGCUCACUUUCUACACAACCGGCUGGAGUUCGAGGCCAACAAGGAUAUCCACUGGGCGGGCGACCGCGAGGAGGCACCGCCGGAUCGACCCAGCUGCGGCUACGAUGGUGCCCUGUGUCCCGAUAAUUCUUUGCCCGGCUAUGCAAUCCUCUCGAUCGUGCUGGGAACCAUGGUGAUCGUGAUGGCAGUGUGCUUCUUCUUCGGGUAUCGCCACUACAUCGCCGAGGCGGAGAUCAAUUCCAUGAGCUGGAAGGUGUCGCUGGAGGAUGUGAUGUUCCGCGAUGCAGCAGAGCGCGGACUGCGCGGCUCCUUCCACUCUUUGGUAAAGCAAAGUUCGCAACUGACACUGAUGUCAGAGGAUAUGGUGUCCAUCAAUGGCGACCGCCAGAUCUUCAUACCCGUAGGCAUGUUUCGCAAAAGCAAGGUGGCCAUCAAGCCGGUGGAGGUGUCCAACGUGCACAACAUGCUUACCCGCAGCCUGAUGCUGGAGCUAAAGCGCAUGAAGGAUCUGCAACAUGACCACUUGGUUAAGUUCUACGGCGCCUGCUUGGACCAGCGGCGCAGCUUCCUGCUCACCGAGUACUGUCCCAAGGGCUCGCUGCAGGACAUCCUCGAGAACGAGCAGUUCCAGCUGGACUGGAUGUUCCGCCUGUCGCUCAUGCACGACAUCGUGCGCGGCAUGCAGUUCCUGCACAGCUCCGACAUUCGUUCCCACGGCAACCUCAAGUCCUCCAACUGCGUCGUCGAUUCCCGUUUCGUGCUCAAGAUCACCGAUUUCGGGCUACACAGUCUAAGGAAGUCGCAAUUCGACAUGGAGAGCGAUGGGGGCAAUUGCAAUAGUCAUGCUUAUUGGAGCAAGCUUUUGUGGACUUCCCCCGAACUGCUGAGACUGGAGCACCAGAGGGCCCCCGAGGGCACACAGAAGGGGGACGUCUACGCCUUUGGAAUCAUUGUGCACGAGAUAACCACUCGACAGGGCCCCUUUUACCUGGGCAGGUGUGCGUACGAGAAAUCGCCGCAAGAAAUCAUAGAACUGGUCAAGGGAUAUCACCCGCAGAGAAUGCAGAGACCAUUCCGGCCGGAUCUCGAACCAAAUGGCGAUACCAAGGCGGACAUUAACGGCAUCAUCCGACGCUGCUGGGCGGAGGAUCCAGCCGAACGUCCGGACUUUAAUACACUCAAGUCCAUGAUUCGCAGGUUCAAUAAAGACAACGAGACGGGCAACAUUGUGGACAACCUGCUGAAGCGCAUGGAACUGUACGCCAACAACCUCGAGGAACUGGUGGAGGAGCGCACCCAGGACUACCAUGAGGAGAAGAAGAAAUGCGAGAAGCUGCUCUACCAGCUGCUGCCGCAGAGCGUUGCUGCCCAGCUAAUCAGUGGCCAGCCCGUGGUGGCAGAGACCUUCGACCAGGUGACAAUAUACUUCAGCGACAUCGUCGGCUUCACGGCCAUCUCGGCGGAGAGCACGCCCAUGCAGGUGGUCCAGUUCCUCAACGACCUGUACACCUGCUUCGACUCCAUCGUGGAGAACUUCGAUGUGUACAAGGUGGAGACGAUCGGUGAUGCCUACAUGGUGGUCUCGGGGCUGCCCAUUCGCAAUGGAAACCAGCAUGCCCGGGAGAUAGCCCGCCUAGCCCUCGCCCUUCUGGAGGCAGUGCACAACUUCUGCAUCCACCACCGGCCGGAAGACCGCCUGAAGCUGAGGAUUGGCCUACACACCGGUGCCUGUGUGGCGGGCGUAGUGGGACUAAAGAUGCCACGCUACUGCCUCUUUGGUGACACCGUCAACACCGCCUCCCGCAUGGAGUCCAAUGGCGAGGCGCUAAAGAUACACAUCAGCGAGACCACCAAGGUAGCUCUAGAUGAGUUCGGCACCUUCGUGACCACCCGGCGGGGCUUCGUGCCCAUGAAGGGCAAGGGCGAGAUGCUUACCUACUGGCUGGAGGGCGAGGUGCCGCGCCCCGACGCUUUGAUGUCGCCCAACAAGCUCCUGCUCUCGAGACGCUCUUCGCUAAAGCAGCCUCAGCGCAGCCAGUCGCAUCAUCUGCACAAGCAACACUCCGAGCUGGUCGUGGCCACGCCCCAAGCAACCCAGGUGCCGCCGCCUACGAUCGCCCUGCCACCGCCUCCGCCGGCGAAGGAGUCACCCAAUCUGCGCGUUAAGCGCAAGAUCAGCUCCAGCUCGCCCAAGCUGAAUGGCGGGAGCUUCGACUACCACAAGACUGAGAACCUCUACUUGGAUGCGGCGGCUGCCCAGAGGCCCUGCGACAUCUACAGCAGCCGCAGCCUACGCGACAUGGAGGAGAGCUCCGACAGCUGGGAACUGGCACACUUCCGGCUGCCGCUGAGCGGAGCGCUCAAGAACCACCAUCACCUCAACCUCAGCAACCAGAACAACAACAAUAGCCACGGCUAUGUCCAUUCGAAUUCCAGCUCCAAUUUGAGCGGCAUCCUGCAGCCACCGGCGAUGGGGUGUCCCAGGAGCCGGCUAAAGCCCUCGCCCACGAUCUCAACGCUGCUGACGGGCGCUCCGGGUGUGGACACGUGCAGCAUGGACAGUGGCCAGCUGAGAAUCAAGUUUGCCGAGGGCGAUGAGGCACCGCUGCUGCCCACGUCGGCGCCACCUGCUGCCCCUGUUCCCGUUCCAGCUGCGACUCAAACAGCCAUGCCACUGGUGGCCAACAGCCCGCAGCGGAGUGCCAGUGGCCAGAACAUUCCGGGGGACAGCAACCACUUCGGCUACCUGGUGAAGAGCUACAGGCAACAGUGCCCUCCAGUGGCGGGCAGUGCCGUCACGCAGCCGCUGCUGGCCAAGAUCAACUCGUAGCUGUAAGCGGGGGGCGUCGCCUCCCACUCCCCACUCACGUGUAAUCAUGCAUAUUAAGUGUACUUGUUUGUGAUAAUAAGUUAAACCCAAGUUGAACAAGUUAGUCGAGUUAGACCGAAUCAAAUUCGAAAUUCGUAUACGGGAAAUCCUCUAAAAAUUUAAAAUGUUUUAGUAGUCUUCGUAGUUUCUAGUAACGCCCUUUCCUUUUACUUAUAAGUAGCGAAUUUUAUAUGUUACCGAUCAACAACAAACUAAAAACACUCGGUGUAAAUACUUUACGCCCAACCGAUUUGUUCCUUGUGCUUUGAAUAUUCAGUUUCUCCGAACACUCAGACAAUUAGCUUAAAGUAGGAUAUUAUUACCUAGGGCUAAGCGUAGAAAAUUUCAGCAAAUUUCUUAUAUGUAAAGUAUUAGACGAACAUGAAUAUUUAUUUUAACAAAAUUGACGAAUAAAGAAACCUGUA
Molecule: messenger RNA, 5190 nt
Organism: Drosophila kikkawai
Lineage: Eukaryota; Metazoa; Arthropoda; Insecta; Diptera; Drosophilidae
Product: atrial natriuretic peptide receptor 1
Biological process (GO): cGMP biosynthetic process; protein phosphorylation; intracellular signal transduction
Cellular component (GO): plasma membrane
Molecular function (GO): ATP binding; adenylate cyclase activity; peptide receptor activity
Source: RefSeq, a predicted model, not a curated record